CGACGCAUAUUGAGAGAUUUCUUCUUCCUAAAUUUUUUAGUGCGUUACUAAACGAACUGAACUGAGGAGCUGGCACUACGAGUUCCAUCGUUACAGCUAGGUCGUCAGUAACAGAAGCUUUAAAGAAGACUAACAAAGCUGUGCCACAGGUCGAGAUAUCAUUGGCUCAUUACAAAGGGACUCUGUCGAGUGUCGGCUUGAACUUCAUUGGUCACAUACAAGUUACAGUUAUGUCUGUGAUACGGCCAUUACAUCAAAAAGACACCCAACAGGAAAAGGCAACUGAACUACGCUCUUCUUUGUAGUUUAUUGCUUUAAAGAAUUUGUACUCCUUUUGAUGCCAUUUUUAUCUUCUCCUUUACUUGCUCUUUGAACUUGAACUUUUCAAGCCCUCCAUGAUAUCCCCCAGACUGUCUCCUCGUUCGAAGACUAUGUGAUAGUCUGGUGAUGAGUAUACUCACGAUGGAGUCUCUUCGUCCAAAUCGGGAGCUAUUGGAUCCAAAAUUUGAAGGCUACAAACUUGCUUUGGACCCCCUGACACUGUCUUCCACCAGUUUAGCUUCUGCAGUAAACAAUGUACCGCUCAGAGAGGAAUCAUUUUCCUUUCAACACAUUCGAGCUUUUGGAAAUCGCAACCAUCUGGUGAUCGACUCUUGGACUGAUUGCGGGAAAACUGAAGUUGUUUAUUUCGUGAAUGAAAACUACGAAGUCCAAAGGGUAUUUGUAAAAGACAAAGAUGUUUCAUUCAUUGAUACAGUAUUCAAACCAGCAGCAGUAGAAAAAACUAAAGAAAGUUUGAACACGACUUUGUUUUUUCCUUCACAAUCUCUGGCUUGUUUGUCGGAUGGAAGUGGGAAACUCUACUUGCUGCAAACAGGUGACAGAACAGGUGAUAUUUCCCAGAAUACAGUGUGGAAGGUUUGCACAGUUUACCAGAUUGACCAGCCAUCUGUGAUCCUUCAUGCUAUUCAAAACCAAGAAACUGGAUGUGUCAAUUGCUUGUUAUUGAGUAUCACAGAAAAUGUUGCUUCUACAUCAGUGAAAGAUGCUCACCUUGUUAAUUUAGAGUUGAUCACAUUUUCACGAGUCAAUUACUCAGCAACCAGUUCUGCAAAUUACAACUGUGAGAUGUUGCAGCAGUUCAGAGGUCACAGUGCACCAGUGUAUGCUGGGAUUGAGUGUGGUGGUACAGCUAUUUUAGUGGCAAGUGAAAGACCAUUUUCUCUAAAGAAAGGUGACAGUGAGGAAAAGCCAUCAGGUAUGGCUGAGGUAGAGUCCCACAGUUCUUCAGCAAAAGUAUACAAAUGGUCUCAGGACAGUGAAGAUAUCACAAUAAAAUUUGAUCUACCAGAAGGAACCAAGAAAAAUGAAAUAACCUGUAAUAUAACAGCAGAUUCUGUGGACCUUCAAAUUGGGACAGAAGUUUUGUUGAGUGGUCCUCUUUAUGCGAAAGUAAACUCAGAGGAAAGCACAUGGACAGUUGAGGAAAAUAGUUUGGAACUGGUCCUUGUAAAGCAGGUUCAUGAACACCACUGGAGCAGUGUUGUUCAAGGUGAUGACAGAGGUGUCUAUGAACUGGUAGGUGAGGAGGCGGAGAGAGUAAAGGAGAUUCACAACAGAUUGGAACACCUCACAUCAGACAAAAUGGUGGAAAAGUCACGGGAAAGUAAGAUGUCAUUUAGUAAUGAAGAAUUCGAAGAAUGUGAUGCUUUCCCAGAGGAUAUUGAGUACAUCUUUCGGCUGGAUGUUAAAACUGGAGAGGUAACACACAAGGUUUGUUUAGCAAGUCAUCAGUGGAUUUUCAAUGCAUCACUUGAUAAGAAUCUCCCUCCUGCAUUCUGCAUACGCCAUGACGUUGAUGCCCUUGUGUGGCAGCCCAAGGCACACUCGGACAGCGAGUCUAACUGGAUUCACACUGGAACAUUUAAUGCUUUAGGUUAUGUUCAGGCUGCUAAAAGGGAUCGCAAAUUCUCCACAUGCGCCCCAGAUUUGUCCUAUGCUGUGAUAUGUGACAACACAAGACAUGUUUAUGUUUACCAACAACCUGAAGGGGGGGCCAAACAUGCCAGCCAACAAGUUGUAACAUUAACAACUCCUGACAAUGAAAUCCUUGGGCUCCAGGCAUCUAAUAAUAGGAUUUUUGUCUUGACUAGAGAAGCUGUGCAUGUUGUAACAGUAAAGUAAAACACUUUGUUUAAUUUUAAGAAAUUUCAAAUUAGUUUUAUUAAUAUGAUUUGCAUAGUACACUUUUCGAUUUUGAGUUUUUAGUUACUUCUUUGAUACAACCACAUCAGUUAUGCUCUUACCUGUAACUUUAAAUUAUCAGUAUUAAUAUUUUAAUUACGGUAAUACUUUUUAGGUCUUAAUAAGUGUCAUUUGCACUUUCACUGUACCUUCUGAUAAGAGAUUGAAAUACACUGGUCCUGAGAGUUUACAAUUAAA
Stylophora pistillata is the source of this 2442-nucleotide messenger RNA. RefSeq names its product nudC domain-containing protein 1. The record is from RefSeq and is a predicted model, not a curated record. Lineage: Eukaryota; Metazoa; Cnidaria; Anthozoa; Scleractinia; Pocilloporidae.